UUGCCUGUGACCUGUGUGUGUGCAAUAAAUGGCUUAUUACUGAAUUGGCAUAGCUCCAUUUAUUGAUUUGUGCAGGCAAUAAAGCUUAAUAAAUUAGUUUCAAAAUGAGUUAUGUUUUGAUUGAGCUGUCAUUGGUGUAUGGAUGUCGCAUUUCCUUGUUUAACCCCUCCCCCUUUAUGUUCACGUUAUGUAUGGACACAUCCUCUCACGUCUUCACCUUUUGGUCUCGUAUUUUCCACAGCACAAAGAGAAAACAAAAGUCAAGCACACUGAGCACUUCACAACAGGACACGGGUUUCUGCACAGGCAUGGCAGACCACAAAGACAACAUAGAUGACUUUAAGGUCCAAACAGCCAAGCACCCGAACAUCAGCUCUGUCCCUAUGAGGCCGCACAAUGAACAGUCCCGAGAUCGCACCUCCAAAAGGCUCUCCACCGAGUCCAAUGGCACCAGUGAUGGAGGCAUGGGCUCGUCCACACCAGUCGAGUUAACAGCUCUGGAGGAGUCAUUCCGACGCUUUGCCAUUCACGGAGACACACGGGCCACAGGCAAAGAAAUGCACGGCAAGAACUGGUCCAAACUGUGCAAGGACUGUGGCGUGAUCGAUGGGAAAAACAUCACCCUGACUGAUGUGGACAUCGUCUUCAGCAAAGUCAAGAAGAAAUCGUGUCGAACCAUCACCUAUGAUGAGUUCAAGGUCGCGCUCGGAGAAUUAGCAAGGAAAAAAUACAGAGAGAAGAGCGGAGAGGAGGCGGAAGCAGAGGUCUUUAAGCUAAUAGAGGGAAAGGGGCCAAUCAUUGCAGGUGUGACGCGAGCUGUAGCCUCUCCUACCGUGAGCCGCCUGACUGACACCACAAAGUUCACUGGGUCGCACAAGGAGCGCUUCGACAACUCGGGGCGCGGGAAGGGCAAGGCCGGGCGGGUCGACAUAGUGGACACAUCGGGAUACGUCUCCGGAUACAAACAUAAAGGAUCAUAUGAGAAGAAAGUCACCAAAAAUAAUGUGGGUAAACCCAUGUGAGGAUAAGGAGGAGGAAAAAUAACAUUUGACCCACAAGAAUAAUUUGCUAUUAAAGAGUACUCAACUCAAGCACAAAAGAGUAGGUAUUGGUCUACAGUAUUUUCCCAUUCAUCUAUGUGUAUGAGAGAUUUUAAGUUUGUUUUCUUGUUGUGAAAGUGUGAGAACUGGAAAACUGUUUACAUCCAUUUUUAUAAGUCAUCACCAGCUGGUACAUUCCUAUCUAACAGUGAGUUACAGCCAAAACACUGAAAAUGCUAUGCUUUCAAUAUUGACACUGUUAAUAUAGGGUCAUAUAUUAAUUAUCCAGCAAAAUGAUGAAGAACAAGCCAAGAAAAACAAACUAUAAUACAUUAUGACAUUGCACUUUUUAAUAGAAAAUAUCAAAUCCCAUUUUAUUUAGUACAUUUUAUAUUUAGUUAGAGACACAAUAGGUAUUUCAGGUAGUAUAAACAUUGGUGCCAACUUUUGAUAGCUAUAUCAGUAUUUAUUAAUUUUCAAAUGCUACUCUGACUCUAACAUCUUUAAGUGUGUUUGUGUGCCAUUCCCUUUUAAUACACAUUUUGAAAUGUUACCAUUAGCCUGCCUUCAGCUUAAAAAGUACAAAUGAAAAUACCUUAUUUUUAAACAUGUCAUAUCUUUUGUGAACAUUUAUUAUAAUUUUAAUUACCCCUGCUAUUUUCCUCAUUCUGUUUGCCCUUUUAUACUGGCCUACAACUACAUGCCACUUGCUCUCAUAAUGAAUUGGUUAUCGCAGCUAAAGAAGGAAGCUCUGAGCUAAAUUGUACAAGAUUGUAUUUUUUCCAUAUCUUCCUACAGUGGUUAUAUUUGUGGUAAAGUUGUGGAUAUUCUAAAAAGUUGGAAGUUUAAUUUAUGACACUGGUAUUUUGUAUUUUAUUUAAUGUUCCUGUGUUGCCGU
Molecule: messenger RNA, 1938 nt
Organism: Boleophthalmus pectinirostris (great blue-spotted mudskipper)
Lineage: Eukaryota; Metazoa; Chordata; Actinopteri; Gobiiformes; Gobiidae
Product: tubulin polymerization-promoting protein
Exons: 4
Coding region: 105-1022 (305 amino acids)
Biological process (GO): positive regulation of protein polymerization; microtubule polymerization; microtubule bundle formation
Cellular component (GO): microtubule
Molecular function (GO): tubulin binding
Source: RefSeq, a predicted model, not a curated record